AUGGAGAGCAGCCACUACGCUAUCUUUCCUACGGUCGAGCCUAUCUUGCUCGACCGUGACCUGGUAUGCAUGUGCAUUCUGGUGCAACUUAUUUCGAUGUAUCUUAUGGGUUCCCUCGCAGCCAUUGCGUUGCCGGUCCUAAGCCCGAAAGUUGUCGCCCUUCCAGAGCGCCGGCAGAAACAGCUCGCUAUCGCUGUGCCGGUCAUCAUAAUGAAAACAGCCGUCAUGGUGCUGAUUAUGGACUCCCUGAUGGCGACGACAGCCUUCGGGCGAACACAUGUCAUCUUCCAUACCAAGCCUUCGAUGGAAUACCGUUUCCAAGUGCUCUUCUUCAUUGCCAUCAGUUACAUGUUUGAAGUUCUCCAGCGGCCGUGCUCCGCGGAGCUGGUGCUACACCACCUCUAUCUCCAAGCAUUACCUCUUUACUGGUGGUUCUGGCUACGACAUCGUUCUCCGGCUCAAACGGAGUUGGUGACUCGUUUCUUUGAACUGAUGGUAUUGUUCGGGCCAGGCGCGACAGACAUCACCUCUGACUUUACAUUUCUGUUUUAUUAUUGCGCGCCGCGGUCCCGGUCAGGCCUGCAAGUAAUAAGCGGCAUGUCGUGGCUCGCUGGUAUCAUGCGAUCACUGCAAUGGAUUGUUUUGUCGGCCUAUGGGAUAUUGAAGUACGACAUUGCCCAAACAUACUUGUCUCCACUGGAGAUGGGUGUCUUCGUGCUUUCAACAGCUUUAUGGAUAUGGACCGAACUAGAUGAGAUUCUGAAGAUCAGAGGAAUGGUUGCGAAGUUCGGUCAGAGUCUAGAGCAGAAGAGACUUUGA
Neoarthrinium moseri is the source of this 819-nucleotide messenger RNA. RefSeq lists its product as uncharacterized. Lineage: Eukaryota; Fungi; Ascomycota; Sordariomycetes; Amphisphaeriales; Apiosporaceae. Bases 1 to 819 code for a protein of 272 amino acids. The transcript has a single exon. The record is from RefSeq and is a predicted model, not a curated record.